Lactuca sativa (garden lettuce) is the source of this 2449-nucleotide messenger RNA. RefSeq names its product receptor-like serine/threonine-protein kinase At4g25390. NCBI's taxonomy places the organism in Eukaryota, Viridiplantae, Streptophyta, Magnoliopsida, Asterales, Asteraceae. Gene Ontology annotation, biological process: protein phosphorylation. Gene Ontology annotation, molecular function: protein kinase activity; ATP binding. The record is from RefSeq and is a predicted model, not a curated record.
AGGGUUUUUGGCAUUUGGUAUUGGGAAGAAGAGAAAAGGGAAGUCAAAAACACACAGAUCCUGCUCUGAUCCGAUCUUUAGAUAGUCGUAUAGCUGUCCAUGUAAUUACUCUCUCUCUCUCUCUCUCUCUCUCUCUCUCUCUCUCAUCAUGCCAUCUCGACUACCUCCGCCUCCGUCUCCGUCUCCAUCUCCACAGCCACAGCCACCUGACCAGCACCAAAUCCGCCUUGCUCCUCCGCUAGCGGUUGCUUUCUCUUUCCUCAUAGCCCUAACCCUCUGCUUCCGCAAGUUUACAACACGAAAACGCACCGCCCCUUCCGACUCUAAACCACCACACAAGUUUUCCUAUACGGCGCUCAGCCGCGCUACCUCUUCCUUCUCCCCCUCAAACCGCCUCGGUCAAGGCGGUUUCGGUUCGGUUUACCGUGGAACCCUAAUUAAUAACCAGGUCCAGGAUGUUGCGGUUAAGGUCAUGGACGCCGGUUCUCUCCAAGGCGAGCGCGAGUUUCAGAACGAGCUCUUCUUUGCCGGAAAAAUCGAUUCUGAUCGUAUCCUCUCCGUUGUUGGUUUUUCUUCCGAUAGGAGACGACGGCGAAUGGUGCUUGUUUAUGAGCUCAUGACUAACGGAAGCUUACAAGAUUGCUUGUUUCAUCGCAAGUCUCCGGAGCUAAAGGAGUGGAAAAAGCGGCUGUCGGUUGCAAUUGAUAUCGCUAAAGGUAUCGAGUAUCUUCAUCAUUAUUGUGAUCCACCAAUUAUUCAUGGUGAUAUAAAGCCUAGUAAUAUACUCUUAGAUCAUAAUUUCAAUGCGAAGAUUGGGGAUUUUGGUUUAGCUAGGUUAAAACCAGAAGACGAAUGUCGAAUUGACUUGAAUAGUAAGAUCGAGGAAGGGAAAAAGGUAGGUAAUUCAAUAAUGGAGGAUAACGGGUCAGUCUUCGAGGAGACUGAGAGUUUGGCAACCACCACAGUCUGUGAAGAGUUUGGUAUAGUUCCGGAUCAAUCACCUGAAAGUUUUGUUACAGCUCCGAUUGCUGAGACAUCACCAGAGACGUUCAUCCAAUCGCCAAAAACAGGUCCAGUAGGUGAUGUGAGUUUCUCAGAGGGAAAUCUGGAUGCCAUAAGCCUGGAGAGCGGUGGUGCGACUUUGAAGAAAAGCAGGACAAGAAAGAAGAGUAUGUCAGGGAAGGAUUGGUGGUGGAAACAAGACAACAGCAUGUCUGAAUCAGGACGUGUAAAGGAUUACGUGAUGGAAUGGAUUGGGAGUGAAAUCAAAAAAGAGAGACCAAAAACCGAAUGGAUCACAGCCGGAGCUUCAUCCAGUGCAACUCAAACAGGAAAAUCAGAGAAGAAGAAGCCAAAGAAGAACAAAAAGCGACUCGAUUGGUGGAUGUCAUUGGAUGAAGACAAGAACGUGAAGAAACAGAAAAGAAGACCAGCCAGGGAAUGGUGGAAGGAGGAAUACAGCGAAGAACUGGCAAAAAAGAAAAAGAAGAACAAGAAGAAACAGAGAAACGAAUCCAUCAAUAUUGAUAGCUUUUCAAAAGAUGAUGAAAUGUACAUGGACAGAAAGAAGAGAAGCAGAAGCAGAAGCAGAGGUAGCAGAGGCAGCAUGGAUUGGUGGUUAGAUGGAUUCAGCGGUGAACUAUGGCGGCAACGCCACACCAGUCAUGACUCAGUAAGCGGUGAGAUACCCAAAAGUGGCGGCAUUAGCAGUACACCAAGCAUGAGGGGAACUGUAUGUUAUGUUGCCCCUGAGUAUUCAUGUGGUGGUGAUUUAUCAGAAAAGUGUGAUAUUUAUAGCUUUGGGGUUCUACUGUUAGUUGUGAUUGCUGGAAGGAGGCCAUUACAAGUGACUGGAUCCCCAAUGUCGGAAUUUCAACGGGCAAAUCUUUUAUCAUGGGCACGGCAUCUUGCACGUGCAGGGAAGCUUCUUGAUCUUGUGGAUCAAUCUGUUGAUAGUUUGGAUAAGGAUGAAGCUUUAGUUUGUAUUAAAGUUGCACUUCUUUGCCUACAAAAGUCACCUGCAUUUCGGCCUUCUAUGAAAGAAGUAGUGGCUAUGCUCUCUGGGGAUCUAGAGCCACCACCUUUACCUGUGGAAUAUUCCCCCUCACCCCCUUCUCGUUUCAAGUCCCAUAGGAAACUACGCUGACUUUCCAAAUCAAUUUUUCAUCAACACAUACUAAUGGAUAUGGUGUGGUAUAUUUGUUUUUAAUUUCACUAUGGAUUUGGCUCUUGUACAUGAUUUACUUACUGAGAUGAUGCUUUGAUGUGGGUGUGGGACAGUGUAGGUGAAGAAUAACAGUUCUACAGAAAUUUUUCAUAAACAGUUUUAUACAGAUGUAAGUAACAUAAAGUUUGACCAGAUUUGUUCAUGUUUAAUUUAAUUUAAGCAAUGGGAUUUAAUGUUUGACCAUGUUGGUAAAUAAAUGGUAAUGUUCAGUUUUUUGGGGUA